AUGCACUUCCGAUUCGCAAACUUCGUCCAAAUCCAUUUGAGUCCUACUACUUUACUCCUCUUCACUGUCUUCGGCCAGAUUGUGAUCAUGGGUUUUGCAUGGGGCUUCACCGGAGCAAUCUGGUACAUGGAGGUUCUCGUACUACCUGAUCAUAUCGUUUAUCUGAUCGUAGAGUAUCCGACCGUGCUGACCUUGAUAGUUACGUUGAUCUCAACUGCCUUGGCGAUCAUUACUUCGACGUUCUUCACAUUUUCCGUCAAGGAAGCGCUUCGGCACCACCUUUCAGGGUCAUCGAUUACACUGUUCAAGCUUCGCACUGCAAUAGCGCUGAGCAGGCCGACCUGGAUACUGCGAUGGAGAUUUCUCAAACUGUCGGCCCUCACGUUGGUGGUCUAUGCGAUGGUCACAUUUCUAAGCACGAGCUGGAGCACUUUCCUCCUACCCACCCUUGUUCGAUGGCCUGUGGAAACGUUCGGAACGGAACUAGACUUGGAAUCUGGUGCAUUUGUAAAUCAGUUGAGUACGGACCUUAAGAUCUCGGAGGCGAACUCCUUACAAGCACCUACGUUUGAUGCCAUCAGCGUCUUGACUCUCCUUAGUGGUAUUGCUGCAGUCGGCGUUCAGGGAGGUGUGGAAACAAGUAGUAUGUUCAGCUUCAAUGGUGUUUCAUAUAAUCAGUCGACUGGCACUCAAGGCAUUACAAAGAACUACACUGUUACGCAGCAGGGUCUCACAGCAAAUGUUACAUGUCAGCCGAUCGACCGCAGCCAGAAUACGUUUUCAGUCACCCCAUACGCGGUGCCAGGACCUACGGGCUCGGAUAUGACGUUCAUCACGUGGGAAACCGAAGCGAAUUGUUCAGGAACUCCAGACUUAAAUUCGGUAACCUCCUUCACCGUUGGCCUCGCCAACGGACUGCCAGACGAUGCAACAGAGGGAUUGCUCCCCACUGUUGUAUGUCCCAACCCAAACUCGACGGCAUUCAACCCAUAUAAGUUUGAUAUCUUCAUGUCUGGCUUGUACAAGUACAGCUUUCUACCAACGAUCGUUUGCGAGGUCGUUCCCUACCUGACCACUGUCAACGUCACUUAUAAUGGAGGCAUCAUAUCGGUCGAUCGGAUUAGCGCAUCUUCCGGUUCGACAAGCAGUUCAAAUUUGCCUGUAUCUCAGUUUAUCGCGGAUGUAAUGAGUUAUCAAGCGGGGAUAGACCAAGCCACAAGCACGAAUACAAUUGGUAACUUUUUGACCGCGUAUGGUUUGAGCAAUGUAUCAGUGAUGUACAACGAACUUGUAAAUUUUCCCCCUUCCUCUGGAAAAUUACUGGCGCGAUAUUACGGAGUUCUCCUCUACUCAACUUCGAUCCGGAUACUCUGCCUCGGGAGUUCCGUCGAAUAUGACAAGGUCGACCAGCGGCACUAUGUAUAUCACGACGUACGGCUGGCAAAGCCAAUCCUACACGUAUAUCUUUCUGUUGGUGGUGCUCACCAUGAUAUGGGGUGCCACCAUAUUGGCCGCCAGCUACAGCCUCACGCAAGAAAAACCACUGCCUCUGAUCCAUCUUUCGACUUUUCUGAUCCCGUUGAUCUGAUCAUCGCGGCGUCUGGCGGAAGACUUGAAACACAGCUUUGCGACAACGACGAAGACCAAGAAGGUCACAGGGAGGACAUCAUCGUUCGCUUUGAAGAUGUAACUGGUGAAAUGGGGAAGAGAAUCCCCAAGAGACUGGUCACUGUGGUUCCGGCCACGCCUUGACAAAGCACGGAGUCCCCGAGUCCCACGUUAGUGGGGGAGGGCUCUGUCGAACACAAUCGUAUUCCCAUGCGUCAGUCGAUCUGCAAUGCUGUGUUACAUUUUCCCGCGCUGUUUUGAGACUCCGACUCAAACCUGACUUCUGAUGAUUGAACAUUUCAAACAUUCUGCAUGAUGCCUUACCUACUGCUGCGGCUUUUCCAUAUCCCUCCUCUCUACCCACAGUUGACCACUUCUGCCUCAGGCGGAGGCAGCUCUGGUUCUACAUGCGCCUGCCUCAGGUGGGUGCUUGUAUGUCCAUGUUUGUAUAGGUGGAGCUCGCACUGGACCAAGAGUCUUUCUGUGCGCUGAACGAGUCUCCCAGACUCACUUGUUGAUCUAUACUUGCCC
This is a messenger RNA of Suillus plorans, 2139 nucleotides long. RefSeq lists its product as uncharacterized. NCBI's taxonomy places the organism in Eukaryota, Fungi, Basidiomycota, Agaricomycetes, Boletales, Suillaceae. The transcript has 10 exons. The record is from RefSeq and is a predicted model, not a curated record. Bases 1 to 1752 code for a protein of 583 amino acids.